AACUCGUUGGGUCUGGCCAAUCCAUCAGGCUGUAUGACCAAUAAACUUUUUGUUAAAACAAUACAGCAUUUUGUACAAUUUUCAUACAGCACGUAGGAUAACUCAUCACUUUUGAUCUAUGACAACUAUGAGAGUCAAAUAAGUUUAGAAGUCCUUGAGUUAGCAAAAGCAAUAGGUGUCUACAUUUUAACGCUACCUCCGCAUUUAUCACACCGGAUGCAGCGCCUUGAUGUUGGUCUAUACGGUCCAUUCCAGAAGUUUUACAAUUUUGCUAUUGAUUCAUGGAUGCUGAGUCACCCGGGGAAAACAGUAUCAAUUUAUGAAGUAGCUAAUUUUGUCGGCAUAGCCUUGCCACGCGCUAUGGCACCAAAUAACAUUAUCAAUGUUUUUAAAAAGACAGGAAUUUUUCCUUAGGACCCACAUGCAUUCAGCGAUGAAGAUUUUCUCCCGAGUUUAGUUUCGGAACGGCCUUUCCAUCAAGUGUGACAACAGAGGAAACUGACAACGUAGCAGGUCCAUCACAAUAUAAUCUUCUUUACAAGAAGUAAAUGCUGUAGCAAACGACUCAUCAGGCACGCCAUCGAGGAUGUCUGUAGCAAACGAUUCAUCAGGCACGCCAUCGAAGAUAUUAAUAGAUAAAGAUUUACAGUCAACGACACAAGAAAAAGAAGCAGCUGACGAGGUCCCAAGCCAGUUUAAAAGUCCCGCAGAAAUUAGAGGCUAUUCAAAAACAUUACAAACGAGAGGGUCGCGGAAAUUGAACGGCACGUCGUCGUCAUCGUCAUCGUCGUCGACGUCGUCGUCGGGCAGGUUAAUUCAGAUCAUCGAUAAACUGGAACGCCUGCUGGAUCCUAAUGUCGUGUCGCCUCGCAAACGCAUCCUGCGAGAGCUGGAGAGAGUCUCGUUGGAUGAUCAGGCGUCCAAGAGGCAUCAGUAUGGAACUAGAAAACGUAGACAGCAGGGUAGCAGCAAAAUUUUGACUGAUUCUCCGGAGAAAAAAAGUUUAGUAGAAAAAAAGAAAAAACAAGAAGAAAAGGAAAAUAAGAUACGAAAGAGAAAACCAAAAAAGAGAAGAAAACGCAGCAAGUUUUGGAAUUAUUUCAAUGAUUUGAAACCAUCGCUGGCAAAGUGCACGACCUGUAAAAAAGAAAUUAAGAUAUCUCGUCCAUCAAACCGUAUAGCAAUAUUCAGAACACAUUUAAAGAAACAUGGAAUAUUUCUCGAUAAUGACAUUCACACACUAUCUGACGAGUUAAAACAAUAUUACUCGGAGUUUCCAGGAUAUAAGGCAAAAUGUAAUAAUUGCGGCGAAACAGUAUCCUUCUUAAACAAUAUUGCAAAUUUACGAAGACAUUUAAAAAUACAUUCCACAAUAAUCCAGAGUCGAGAUGAGAUGAUUACAAUAACAUCGAGAAAAAGACGCAGCAAGUUUUGGAAUUAUUUUAAGGACCUAAAACCUUUGCUGCUAAAAUGCAGGACCUGUAAAAAAGAAAUUAAGGUAUCUAACCCAGGAAACCGCAUAACAAUAAUGAGAGUACACUUAUUUAAAAAACAUGGAAUAUCUCUCGAUGAUGACACUCUCACACUACCUGACGACUUAAAACAAUAUUACUCGGAGUUACCGGGAUAUAAAGCAAAAUGUAAUAAUUGCGGCGAAACAGUAUCCUUCUUAACACAUCAUAUUGGAGAUUUACGAAAACAUUUAAGAAGACAUUCCACAAAAAUCCUGAGUCGAGAUGAACCAAGCACUUCAAGUUUAGCGAAUAAUAGUGUAGAUCCUUCUGCAGACCGUCAAAGUCAAGAUACAUCUGAUUUGUUCAUACAAUCAUUUAAAGAAGCGACAGAAAAAACAGGCGCACUUGAUAAACCAAGCACCUUAAGUUCGACGGCUUAUAUUAUGGAUCCUUCUACAGGAAAAUGUAUCCCUCUGCGUCAAAGUCAAGAACAAGUACCAUCUGGUUUACCCGUUCAAUCAUUUAAAGAAACGGCAGAAAAUACAGGAGUACUUGAUGAACCGAGCACUUCAAGUUCAACGGAUUAUGUUAUGGAUCCUUCUGCAGAACAUCAAAGUGGAGAACCAUCUGAUUUGCCCAUUCAAUCAUUUGAACAAAUGACAGAAGGAACAAGCGCACUUCAUUCGGAUUGGUUCUAUUAUACAAUGCCAAGCGCUUCAAGUUCAACGUGUUAUGUUAAG
Messenger RNA from Temnothorax curvispinosus, 2194 nucleotides. RefSeq lists its product as uncharacterized. Lineage: Eukaryota; Metazoa; Arthropoda; Insecta; Hymenoptera; Formicidae. Gene Ontology annotation, molecular function: DNA binding. The transcript is spliced from 7 exons. The record is from RefSeq and is a predicted model, not a curated record. The annotation marks the transcript as partial.